Molecule: messenger RNA, 1035 nt
Organism: Oikopleura dioica
Lineage: Eukaryota; Metazoa; Chordata; Appendicularia; Copelata; Oikopleuridae
Source: the annotation of a GenBank genome assembly
AUGCGAAGUGAUAUUUUAUUGCUAAAUGGAAUUUUGGCUCAAUCUGCUUGUAAUGAUCAUAAAUGCACUAUGGUUUAUAUUGAUGAUGGACAUGUCGAAGAGCCAGGAGAAUGUAUCGAAGAUUCUUCAAAAGCAUUAGGAUACAGAUGUAAAUGCGAAGAAAUUGAUCCAACUUUUCUUCUUACCCAAGACAUAUAUUGUUACGCUUUGAAUACAAAUGGGAGAAUAUUGGAUACGCCAGAGCCAAAGCCAGAGCCUCGAACAACGACAGUGACGACAAGAACAACAAUUGGAAGGAUAGAAACCACUGAAUAUUUAUCGACUACAGUCGCCCCAAGUUUACAGCCCCCAGAAGAAAUCACAGACGAUGUGACAUCUACCGACAGUCCAUCAAUCACGGACGCUCUUACAAUGCCUGUGGUCACCACAAAAGAAACCACAACAGAGGAGGAGAAAACGCUGAGGAUUUUGGGAAUGGAAGCAAUGAUCUUUUUUAUCUUCAUCGGCGGCUGUGCACUCUUCCUAAUAAUUAUUAUUGUGGUGAGCAUAAUUUAUUGCCGUUGCCCGUCGAAGAAAAAAGAAACUCCAGCAAGAAACGACACACAACGAAAUGCCCUUCUUCCCGAUAUCGACGAAGAAAUCAUUCCAGAGGACAGUCGAAAUGAUGAUCACUGGAGAAAUUCUCAAGAUUCUUUCGACAACACCGACGACGAAUGGGGUCAGGACGAUCCUGCAACGCCUACCGAAGCAAUAAAACUCUGCAAAUACGCACCGGAUCCGGCAAAACCCUCUUCUGUGCCAUCCCAAAACGGCGGAUCUCGGCCUAUUUCGACCUCGCUGCACAGCAUAUCGUCUAACCGUCCCAGCGUGAAGCCGCCAGCGCCUCCAGUACCCGAUCCCUCAGCAUUGCUCAACGCACCGCCAGAUUUCCCUCCUCCCCCACCACCACCAGCUCUAGAAGGCUCUGGAAAUUUGAUUGCAAAUCCGAAAUAUCCUUACCACGUGCCUAUUGCUAAUCAACAACAAAAUCACUGA